AGUAUAGACUCAAAUUCUAUUGGCAGCUUCACAGGAAGAACAAACAACUUCACAGUUUCUGAACACUUUAACCUUCGUGAAUGCAUUUCCGGGGCUUUUGCUGAAAAUACCUGUUUACCUCAGUAAAGGUGCCUGUGUUAACUCUCUGAAGUUGCUUGCCACUAUCCAGCUUAGCAGGGGCUCCAGGACAGGGAUGACAGAAAUGAACACAUUCAAACUCACUGAUGAUGAGAUGGCUGAAGUUAAAAAAGAUGCUAUUGAAUCUUUGCGGCCCUACCUCUGUGAAAAGAUUAUUGCAGAAAGACAUUUUGAUUACCUGAGAUCAAAAAAGAUAUUAAACAAAGAUGACGCCGAAGAAAUUUUGUGCCAAGCAACAAGUCGCCGAAGAGCAGGAGAUUUGUUAGAUCGGUUAGCCAAAAAUCCAAAGGGUCUAGAUGCUUUAAUUGAAUCAAUACGACUACAAGAAACACAGGAUUUCCUGAUAGAUAAAAUACUUGAUGAAGUACUUAGAGUCAAAAACAAAAAACUGGAAUCAUGUAGAGGUUGCAGUUUAAGCACUUAUGAGUCAACACUAAAUGGAUCAUCUCGUGAAUUUUUAACACAAUAUACAUUGGAUGAUAAGCUUUUGGUACCUGAAACUGAAUCUACAUUUCUUUAUCAUCCUGAAGGGGAAUCAAGUCUUCCUAUCCUUUUAAAUGCUUCACAGACAUCAAUAAACAGGUCUCUUUUAGAUAAGGCAAAUACAAAGAACAGCAGGCAAAGUGGUUUCAUCUGCUCUAAGCUUCCCAAACCUGGAGAGCCUGGUGCCCCAUCUUUGCCUGCAGCCCUUCCAUGUGAAAAUGAUGAUGUCUUAGCAAACUCUUCUAUUGACGAUCAGUUUUUACCUUUGAGGUCCAGUUCCUUUUGCUGAAGCAUGAUACUGACCAUGGCAUACAUCACACUGAUGGACAUUAUCACAGAAUGAUUCUUGCAGAUGCUAUUACUUAAGAACAUCAAUUCUGGGAAAUGUAACAAUCUGGACUUUGAAGAAAUUGUCACUGGAUAGACCAAGAUAAUGUUGUAAAUAAUAUGUAUUGCUGAACUGCAGUCCAUACUUAAAGCUUUGACUUAUAAAAAUUAUACCACUAUAAUCAAUAUAUAGUUCUCUGAAAGGUGUGGGUAUGUUUAUAAAUCUGCCUGCUUCGCAAAAAAAUCUUACAGUUACUAAGUGAUUGAUAAAUACAAUAGUACUGGUCUUGCUGGAUAUAUAAAGAUAUAUUUAAAGGGAUAGUAACACCAAAACAAAAUUAUUUAAAUACUGUAUAAUGUAUUUCUGUAUCACUGUGAUUUUAUUAGCAUUGUGCUUGCUUCAGAAGUUGUUAUAUAAUGUAUUUGAUAUAAAUAAGCUCCAUUGUAUCACUGUAGGCAGCCACUGUAUUGUCCCCUAUGCAUUGCACAGAACAGAUAAGCUAUUUACAGUAUAGUGGUUUUUGUACUUUAUGCUAAUAAAAGAGUUAAAAUGC
Molecule: messenger RNA, 1502 nt
Organism: Xenopus laevis (African clawed frog)
Lineage: Eukaryota; Metazoa; Chordata; Amphibia; Anura; Pipidae
Gene: bcl10.L
Product: BCL10, immune signaling adaptor L homeolog
Exons: 3
Coding region: 194-910 (238 amino acids)
Biological process (GO): positive regulation of DNA-templated transcription; adaptive immune response; positive regulation of extrinsic apoptotic signaling pathway
Cellular component (GO): protein-containing complex; cytosol; cytoplasm
Molecular function (GO): transcription coactivator activity; kinase activator activity; NF-kappaB binding
Source: RefSeq, a predicted model, not a curated record